Messenger RNA from Neospora caninum, 1509 nucleotides. RefSeq lists its product as hypothetical. Bases 1 to 1509 code for a protein of 502 amino acids. Lineage: Eukaryota; Apicomplexa; Conoidasida; Eucoccidiorida; Sarcocystidae. The transcript has 5 exons. The record is from RefSeq and is a predicted model, not a curated record.
AUGGCUGUCUUGUUGCUACGUGUCGGCUUCUUUUUCUUCUUAAUCCUUCCGGCUUCUGCCAGACAAACUCAAGGCAGCUUGUCUGUACUCCAGGCGGCGCCUCAGCCUGCUCCCGAGUCAACGGCGAUUCAUCGGCUCCGCGAUGAGCGCCACGGUGGUCGACUGGGAGAUGGUGUGGAAUUUUCUCAGCUCCAGAUCGGCGGAAAAGGCCGCAACGAAGACGACGACGGUGAAGAGUAUCCUGGAGAGGAGGGAGAGGGAGAAGAGGGCGAAUCGUCUGGGCGAGCUUCGGAUGAUGGGCGAGAGGCGUUGAAUACGAGGGAGACGGAACAUGAAGGCGGCUAUGAAGAAGAAAAUGAAGGAGUACCUUCCACAGGCGCGGCGGCCACAAUGGCUGCACCUAUAGGUCAAGAAGCGUUUCCUUUGCAGCUGAGGGGUGACUCACCGCAAGUGGGCUACGCUGACGGCCAGGAAGUUUGUUCCGCACUUGGGUGUGCCCGAGUCGCGGCGGGAGGGGCGCCGAAAAGCCCAGUUACAGGAUGCGCAAAAACCAUGAAGUGUGGCGGCUGUGAUGGACUUUUGGAAGCCGAAGCACGAUGCCAAGCGUGGAAACCAUCUACUCGGCCAGACGUAAUUCUCGCAAGCGGGUGGUAUUUUACGAAGCAUGCGCUGACUCGGUCCGGAGCGAUGGAACUUGACAUCAACUGGGACAGCAACAGGAAUCUUGAUUUCAAAAAGUGCAUGCCAGAUCUGCGGCAGGUUACUCGAUCUUUCAAGGAACUACAAGAAACCGGCAACGUGGCGCCGUUCCUCUUCCAUCGGAUGGCCAGCGUACAGUUAUCAGUCCACCAGCUUCCUCCCGAGGGAAUGGAAGAUACGGGGCCAAAAAAACUGUCUUUCUCGAUAAAGUUCGUCGAUCCGCAGUCGUCCUCCCUUAUCGGACGUGUUGGGCAAAGGCAAAACCAGCCAAUGUGCAGUAGCGCGGAAGCGACGCUACCUCUGGUUACCCUUGGCAAGAAAACCGCGAUGUACGGAGUCGGGUGGCUGCCCAUCCCGAAUGACCUGACAAUUCCAAUAACGACUAAGAACUUUGUCAUUCGGAUGCAGUGCAGUGGCGUUGAGUCAUGCAAUAUGAACAGAAUAGGAGUCUGCGCACGUAUCACUUGCCCAGCCACGGCCGCAGUGGCUGAACGGCAGAUGGCUACGGUGCAGGACGCUAUGAGCAAGCCUGUUGGCGAAGGUCCAGUCAAUCAGGUCGCUAGUGUAGCAUCGCACGCUUCCGGUGAUGGUGUGGCUUCUCGAGUGAUUCAGGCCUCAACUGGGCGGUUUGGUGCUCCGAUGAGAUCCCAGGUACCGCUAGCGUAUCCGGGGGGAUCUCCUUAUGCACAUUAUCGUGGUGGCUUUCCACCUGGUUAUCCAUUCUAUGUCCGCGGCCAGGCAGCAUUUCACGCUCCAUCGGCUGUAUUGUCAGGCCUCACUGGCUCCUUCUUGGCAUUGAUUUUUUUCUAA